Messenger RNA from Brugia malayi, 576 nucleotides. RefSeq lists its product as uncharacterized. NCBI's taxonomy places the organism in Eukaryota, Metazoa, Nematoda, Chromadorea, Rhabditida, Onchocercidae. The transcript has 6 exons. The record is from RefSeq and is a predicted model, not a curated record. Bases 1 to 576 code for a protein of 191 amino acids.
AUGGCCAAAGUUAUUAGAAACCAGUGGGUGUACAAAAAAACUGGACACUGGUACCGAUAUCUUCCUCGUAGAAAUGAUAUCUCAAAAGAAUUCAAUUAUGAGAAGCACAUGGUUGGGCCAGAACAUUUUCCUGAAAAGAGAGAAGGUGAACCACCAAAACUCUGGUUAGUAUGGAUAUAUAAGAAUUAUUCGACAAAUUCGCCCUAUAUCAAAAAAAAAAUUGAAAACUUGUUUGGUAAAGAUGUUGAACCUGGUAAAAUGUAUAUUUUCAAAAAUACUGCUUCACAGAAUACAGAAUUAUGGCCUUUGAAGCAUAUCAUUGAAGUGCGUGGACUGUCAUUUCCCAAUGGUGAACCAACAAUUGAUGAUGUGAACGCCUUGGAAGUCUUUCCAGAUGGAAGAUGCGUAGUCGACAAGCAUUUAGCUUAUGAACCGUCUCAGUUGAAUGUGAUGGAUCCGCACAAGCAGAUGAGUAACAGCUAUCUGUGUUCACGACUGAGAAGUCGGUACAACAAAUGUCAAGAUAUAUUUGAAACAAAUGUUUAUACGAGGAAGAAUGUCACACUAGUCGAAUGA